This is a messenger RNA of Mycena indigotica, 915 nucleotides long. RefSeq names its product 40S ribosomal protein S8. Bases 40 to 915 code for a protein of 291 amino acids. The transcript is spliced from 9 exons. Gene Ontology annotation, molecular function: structural constituent of ribosome; RNA binding. Gene Ontology annotation, cellular component: ribosome; cytosolic small ribosomal subunit. The record is from RefSeq and is a predicted model, not a curated record. Gene Ontology annotation, biological process: mRNA processing; maturation of SSU-rRNA from tricistronic rRNA transcript (SSU-rRNA, 5.8S rRNA, LSU-rRNA); translation. Lineage: Eukaryota; Fungi; Basidiomycota; Agaricomycetes; Agaricales; Mycenaceae.
AUCAAUAGUGCUUUUGCGCCUUUCACCUCAAGACUCACGAUGGGUAUCUCCCGCUCCUCACGGCACAAGCGCUCCGAGACCGGCGCUCAGCGCGCCCACUACCGCAAAAAAAGAAAAUUCGAGCUCGGCCGUCAAGCUGCUAACACCAAGCUUGGCCCCAAACGUAUUCACUCUGUCCGUGUCCGUGGUGGAAACCUCAAGUAUAGGGCUCUUCGCCUUGAGACGGGAAACUUUGCCUGGGGCUCUGAACAUGUUACCCGCAAAACUCGUCUCAUCGGUGUCGUUUAUAAUGCUUCCAACAACGAGCUUGUCCGAACGAACACUCUCGUGAAGAGUGCAAUCAUCCAAGUCGAUGCUACUCCCUUCCGUCAGUGGUAUGAGACUCACUACGGCCAGCCUGUCACCAAGAAGGGCAAGGCUCAGGCCCCAACUGGUGACGCCGCCGCUGAACCCGUCAAGCUCUCUCACCACGCACAACGCAACCUCGAUGAGAAGAAAAAGGAAGCCAAAAUUGACCCUCUGCUCGAGUCUCAAUUCGCCGCUGGCCGUCUUUAUGCUGCCAUUUCUAGCCGACCCGGUCAGUCUGGUCGUGCUGAUGGUUACAUUCUUGAGGGCAAGGAGUUGGAGCUUAUUUUCUCUGUAUUCAAAACACUUACGGACCAACAAGUCACUGUCGAGCUGAAAAAUGACCUCUCCAUUACCGGUGUCCUGAAAUCUGUGGACCAAUUCCUGAAUAUACGGCUAGAUAAUAUCAAAGUGCUCGAUGAAGCGCGUCAUCCGCAUAUGAUGGCGGUCAAGAACUGUUUUAUUCGGGGAUCAGUAGUCCGCUACGUUCAGCUACCUUCGGAGCAUGUCGAUACGCAACUGUUGGAGGACGCGACCCGACGAGAGUCAAUGGCCACUACCAAACGGUAG